CACGAAUUGACACUACACCGCUGUAUAGUGCCCCCAACCCCCAAUAUACGUCACCAACUCCUAUGCCUUUCUCUCUCUCCUCGGUCACAAAACCUCAUCGACCCUUCAAACCCUGAACUUUCAGAUAACUUUUUUUCUCUCUCUCUCUCUCUCUUCUCAUAACUAUGAAGAAGAUAUACCGGAAAGGUUCAGUUCAUCCAACAGCACCACUCAUCUCCGACCAUCUAUCUUUCUUACCGGCAACGAUCUUGACUCUGACGGCGGCUCUAUCACCGGAAGACAGAGAAGUCUUGGCCUAUCUCAUCUCUUGCUCCUCUGGAAACUUCCCAAACAAUCGGAGAAACACUCAAAAAACCACCACCUCUACCGGUGGUGGUGAAAGAAAAGGUGACGGCGACCACCCAGUUUCGUUUAACUGUUACUGUUUCAGGUGUUAUAUGAGUUACUGGGUCAAGUGGGAUGCUUCUCCAAACCGCCAAAUCAUACACGAAAUCAUUGAUGCUUUUGAAGAUGGGUUGUUGGUGCAGAGCAAGAGAGAGAGGAGGAAGAGUAGAGGCUGCAGUGAGCCCGAUGAGUUGAAAAAGUCUCAGCUGAGUUUGAGCAAGGAUGAGUUUGGUGAGUCAGAAUCGGUGGAGGAUACUACUAGUGGCAGCGGUGGUGGUGGAGUUGAGGGUUGUGGGACUGGUGGUGAUGAUGAGGGAGAGGAAGGGUUUGAGAAAGGUUCAGUGAGGAAGUUUGUGAGUCUGCUUGGAGAGAGGAUUUGGAGUGUUUGGACCUAAAGAAAUUGAAGGAAAACAGGGAGGAAAAAAUUUGUUUAGUUUCAUUUCCACUUAUCUAUAAAAUGCUAUAUUUUCUUCCUUGAUAUUGAUCUUUUUCUUCUUGGUUCUUGUAAAAUACCCUCUACAAUGUAAAAAAUGGGUAGCUUUGAAUCAUCACUGGUAAUUAGAAACUACAUAUCUUCCAAGCUUCCACUUAAGAUUCAUGUUUUAGUCAAUUGUUAUUGUGUUUGAAGUUCA
Molecule: messenger RNA, 1016 nt
Organism: Ilex paraguariensis (yerba mate)
Lineage: Eukaryota; Viridiplantae; Streptophyta; Magnoliopsida; Aquifoliales; Aquifoliaceae
Source: the annotation of a GenBank genome assembly